AUGGCCGCCUCAGCCGCCACACCCUAUCUGCUCCUGCUCGUCCUCAUCACCACGCUGGGCCCGCUGCAGUUCGGCUACCACCUGGCGGAACUGAAUGCGCCCCAGGCUGCACUCACCUGCAAUCAGCCGGAUGUGGGCGGUUUGCAGCGCCGCUCUGCCUCGCCCUUCGCUGGCCUGCCAUCCUGCAUCCCCAUGACUCCCUCCCAGUUCGGCUUUGUGUCCUCCAGCUACACCCUGGGUGGCCUGCUAGGUGCACUGCUCGCGGGCCCGUUUUCAACGAAGCAUGGUCGUCUACUCGCCCUGCGCGCCACCACCAUCUUCUUUGUUCUUGGCCCCAUCGCCGAGACUCUGGCUGCUAAUGUUCCGGUAUUCGUCGCUGGACGGUUCCUAUCGGGUGUGGGUGCCGGAGCAGCCAUUGUCGUCGGGCCUAUAUACAUCGCCGAGAUCGCUCCACCAAGUAGCAGAGGGUUUUUCGGCGCAUUUACGCAGGUCAUGACCAACGUGGGCAUACUGGGGACUCAGACUCUAGGCUAUUUCCUGAGUAAAGGGCAGCUUUGGCGCCUCAUCACGGCUAUAGCUGGCGCUCUGGGCCUUGCGGAACUCUGUGGCCUUCUAUUCGUUCCUGAGAGCCCGCUGUGGCUAGCGGAGCAUCAGCAGGUAGACCGUGCAAUGCAGGUUCUCCAGCGCAUUCGUGGCCAGGAUGCUGACAUCCACAACGAACUUAAGAGCUGGCAGAUCAGACCAUCGCCACAAAAUCCAAGCAACACCACAGAGGAACAAUCUCUUUUGGUUACCGUGCCACAGAGUGCCCCACCCAAACCCACUGAUGUCUCCAUCAUUGGUGUGAUUCUGGACCCUGGCUAUCGCAAGGCCAUAAUUGCCGUUGUCGCCGUAAUGGUCACACAACAAUUUACAGGCAUAAAUAGUAUUAUAAUGUAUAGCGUUUCCCUUCUUUCAACCAUUCUUCCAACUACUGCUUCCCUGCUCACUGUUAUUGUUUCGGCGGUUAAUCUCUUCACCACCCUUCUAUGCGCCCCCUUGUCUGAUACGUUCGGUCGCAAGAGAUGCCUCCUUCUCAGCAUUGCGGGAAUGGGCAUUUCGUCCGCCCUUCUGGCUGUUAGUAUUGCCUCUAAUUUCAAGGUUCUUUCUGCCCUUUCCACGCUGUGCUUUGUAGCGAGCUUUGCUGUAGGCCUUGGGCCUAUUCCUUUCAUUCUUGCGUCUGAACUCGUUGGCCCUGAGGCGGUUGGUGCCGCUCAGAGCUGGGCCCUCGCUACCAAUUGGACCGCUACAUUUAUAGUGGCACAGUUUUUUCCGGCUUUGAAUGCUGCCCUAGGUGGUGAAGGCGAGGUCUACUGGGUUUUUGCGGGAAUGGCUCUAGUUUUAGGGGGCUUCAUCUUGUGGUGGGUGCCAGAGACCAGAGGUAAGCAAAACAUGGGCGAGGUUUGGGGGCACGCGGAGAGAAGAAUGGAUUAA
Messenger RNA from Ophidiomyces ophidiicola, 1473 nucleotides. It is a transcript of the gene HGT20, whose product is annotated as Bifunctional purine biosynthesis protein PurH. Gene Ontology annotation, biological process: monosaccharide transmembrane transport. The transcript has 2 exons. The coding region runs from base 1 to 1473 and encodes 490 amino acids. Lineage: Eukaryota; Fungi; Ascomycota; Eurotiomycetes; Onygenales; Onygenaceae. The record is from RefSeq and is a predicted model, not a curated record. Gene Ontology annotation, cellular component: membrane. Gene Ontology annotation, molecular function: hexose transmembrane transporter activity.